Messenger RNA from Labeo rohita (rohu), 4327 nucleotides. RefSeq names its product RAB23, member RAS oncogene family (gene rab23). The record is from RefSeq and is a predicted model, not a curated record. The transcript is spliced from 7 exons. Gene Ontology annotation, molecular function: GTP binding; GTPase activity. NCBI's taxonomy places the organism in Eukaryota, Metazoa, Chordata, Actinopteri, Cypriniformes, Cyprinidae. The coding region runs from base 519 to 1232 and encodes 237 amino acids.
GACCGCUCUGAGUGGUCGCGCUCUUCACGCUGCUGCCGCGGCCCCGCCGCUCAACGGAUCAGACACGCACAGUCGCGAAUGCCCGUAAAGCACGUUAAGACGCUGCUGUUUCCGUAGACAUUUGCUCCCUCGGAGCCCGUUUGACUCUGGAGUAUCCAGGCUGGAGCGGGAUCGUUAGUCUGUGCAGCACAGAGAAGGAGAAAGCGGUAAAGGAGAGCAGUGCAUGAGGAGGAGGAGGAGGCCACUCCUUCGAUAAACUGUGAAAACGCAAAAAGCUCUCUCCGUACAGCUGCUGGCUUAUAUUUACAUUCAGCAGAUGUGUUUGGACUGAUAAAUCACUAGAGCUGUGUGUCUGGGUGAUCAUCUGGACGUCGGGCGUUCAUGAUUAUUCCCGCGUCGGAUCUUCAAAGAGAAAACAAUGUAACCUGGUAACGCCAAUGCAGGCUAGAGUUGAGAAGAUCCAACAGCAGCAGUAAGCCCGGCCGAAGUGACGUAAAAAAAGCAGGCACAUUGCAGCCAUGCUGGAGGAGGACAUGGAAGUGGCCAUCAAGGUGGUGGUGGUGGGGAACGGUGCGGUCGGGAAGUCCAGUAUGAUCCAGCGAUACUGCAAGGGCAUCUUCACGAAAGACUACAAAAAGACCAUCGGGGUUGACUUUCUGGAAAGACAGAUCAUAGUUAAUGGCGAGGACGUCAGGCUGAUGUUGUGGGACACGGCAGGACAGGAGGAGUUUGAUGCGAUCACCAAAGCCUAUUACAGAGGUGCUCAGGCCUGUGUGCUGGUCUUCUCCACCACCGACAGAGAAUCCUUUGAGGCCAUCAGCAGCUGGAGGGAGAAAGUGGAGAUUGAGGUCGGGGACAUUCCCACCGUCCUGGUGCAGAACAAAAUCGAUCUACUGGACGACACGGUUAUCAAAAAUGAAGAAGCUGAAGGUCUCGCUAAGAGGUUGAAGUUAAGAUUCUAUCGGACGUCAGUGAAAGAAGAUCUGAACGUCAAUGAAGUUUUUAAGUAUCUAGCUGACAAAUAUCUGCAACGACUCAAGCAACAGUCAGCAGAGGAGACGGAGGUUGUUCACACAUCCAGCAAUAAAAUAGGUGUUUUCAACACUACCGGUGGCAGUCAUCCCAACCAGAACGCCAGCGAUCUGAACGGGCGCGAGGUCAUAAACCUGCGACCAAACAAGCAGAGGACCAAGAAAACGAAAAACCCGUUCGGUAGCUGCAGACUGCUGUAGAAUGUCUUCGAUUCACGGUAUGCCUUGUGGGGAAUUGAUGAGCCGCAGGCGAUACGAGGCUUCGUUAGCGCUAACUAGAGUUCAAGAAAAGUCCCGUGUCCGCUCUGAACGUGCGUGAUCCAGAGCAGAUCUGUCAUAAUGUGUGUUUCAUCAUGUCAUGGACUCCUGCUGUAGGCUGCUGGCGCCCUCUGCUGGCUGACACUGCUUACGACACUAGCAGCAACAAACACAGUUGCAAAAAGAAUAAAAUAUAAUACGACUUGACUGGUCCUAAAAGUCAAAAGCAACCCUCGUGACGGUAAAUUGGAGGUCAGUUGAGCUAUUUUUGUACGCGUAUUGACGAGUAAAUCUUUUGGACACUGCCCUUCCUCACAUUUUAACAAAAAUUGUGGCUCAAAAUUUAAUGAAAAGCAAAUAUAUUUUAUCACAGUCAAAUAUUUCAGAUGUGCAUUAUUUCAUGUGGUACACAGCAGGGUAAUUUUCUCGAAUAAGAUUACAGACAACAGAAAAAAAUACGAUUUCUAACACACCAUUUGUGCAUUUGGACUGUUGAUCGUUUGUGCAAUAUGUUAGUAUUGAUGGAGAUGCAUCAUUUGCUAUCACAAUCUUCCCUUAAAAGUAAUGCUCAUUUGUUGUUUCUUAUAUGAACGUUGUCGCAAAUUUUAAUCCACAUGUUCUUAUAGGUAUUUUUGUAUGAAAAAUGUAGUAAAGUAAUGACUUACUUAAAUUCAUAACAUUUAACACAGUGCCAAAAUGUUUCUAAACUCAUCGUACCUGUAAGAAAUGUAAAUAGUGUUGGUAAAUGGUUGAACAGGUCAAUUUUUAAAUAUUUUGGAUGAAGUCAACACCCUCUGUCUGAAACUCUGUUAACACAAUACCAAAUGCAAGAGACAGGAUAAUAGAAACAUAUUCUUUUGGGAGAAAGUUAAUUUUUUUUUUUUUUUUUUUUUUUUUUUUUAGUUGCUGAUGACUGGCAACACCGUCCAGAUAUUUUAGCAUAAAACAGCAUACUAGGGCUGGGCGAUACAGCUGCUGAAAAUUACAUCUUGAUUUUAUUAAACCUUUAUGAAUAUACACUACCAGUCAAAAGUAUUUGAACAGUAGGAUUACUAAUGGUUUAAAGAAGUCUCUUCUGCUCACCAUGCCUGCAUUUAUUUGGUCCAAAGUACAGCAAAAAUAGCAAAAAUUUGAAAUAUUUUUACUAUUUAAAAUAACUGCUCUCUAUCUGAAUAUUGAAUAUUGAAUAUGAAUAUGUAUAUGUAUAUAUAUGUAUAUGUGUGUUGUAUUGUAUAGUUAUAGAUAGAUGCUGAUCUUUGGAACUUUCAAUUCAUCAAAGAAUCCUGAAAUAAAUGUACUCAACUGUUUUAAAUAUUGAUAAUAAUAAUACAAAAAAGGUUCUUUAACAGCAAAUCUGCAUAAUAGAUUGAUGUGACACUGAAGAAUGGAGAAAUGAAGCUAAAAAUGUUGCUUUGAUCACAGGAAUGAACUACAUUUUUAAAUAUAUUCAUAUAGUAAGCAGUUAUUUUAAAUGGUAAAAUAUAAAAUAUUUGUUUUCACACUGUUUUCUCUAGAUAAACAGAUGAAUUUUUCUAUUUUUACUGAAGCAUUUUAACCCUUAAAUGUAAAGGAAGUUUAGAAACCAGUCUUCAAAAUAUUGUACAUCUUAAUCACUCUAAUGCUGUUAUUCCAGCUUAAGUUUAAAUGCGGUGCUAUUAAAACAUCUCCGUCGUAAUGCUCUCGUACUGUAUGUUAGACUGUGAACAUGUCUAAUUAGCUGUUCAGAGGCCAAAUUAAAACUGGACUGAAGUCAUCAUAAAUGUAUAGUGAAUAUUAAAUAUAUCGCCCAGCCCUUCUCACUGCUACACUUUUUCAUGUGCACCACUCAUUAUGUUGCAUACAUAUUUUUGCAUUUGUGAAAUGUCAGACAGUCAGCUUAAAGUUCUGUAUCUGCAUGACGUCUGUUAUGUGUGAAUUACUGCAAUUGAUAUUUGAUAUUAUUGGAAAGCAAAUACACGUUUUAAGCAAGUUACUGUUAACAUCCACUUAGACCUAUGAAAUUCCAAUCAAUAUAUAAAACUCACUUUCAAGUUUUUAGAAUUUGUGAUACGUCACGCGUCACCUGUUUAAUCUCGGACUAAAUUGCACUGAUAGAAAAAUGAGGUUCAGCACAGUAUUGGGCUUUAUAUAUGUACAGGAAUCCACCAAGGAACAUUUCAGAAGUGUAUGUUUUAUGUACGUGAAACAAAAAUGUACGUUUCUAGAGGAUCUAUGAUUACAAAAAAAAAAAAAACUAGUCUCCCAAAGUCCCAAAGCCUUAACCACUGAAGCCAUUAGAAACGCACACUAACGGAUCUUGUUUGAUGUUACUGAAAAUGUAUGUGCUAAAUGUUUUACUAAAUUCGGGUCCAUCACAUUGUCCAUAAAGCCAACAUUCCCUCUCUGAGUUUUCUAUUUUAAUGUACUAAAAUACAAGUCAGUCAUAGGAAUUGUUCACUCUUCCCUACCGUCUCGAUGUAGUAAUGUCUGAUGAGCGAGAUGAGUUUGAGCAGGUUUUGUGCUUCAUAACUUUGUUCAUUUAUUUCAUGUGGCUCAACUUUCGAUUGAUUGUAUUUAUUCAUGAAUCGCAUGCCUUCAUUUAUGUUUGAAUGUGGAAUCAUGGUACUUCGCCACAGCGGCCUUCAUGUUUACAGUGCUCAUCAGCUUCGUGUUAACCGGCUCGAUGUGAUUCUUGUUGGUUUUCUCAUUCGCUGCAGUGAAAUGAUGGCGACACUACAACGAACUAAAGGCACUUUAUUUAUCUGAUAUAAUUCCUGAUCAUGUUAUUGCUUGGUUAUCUUAAAUAUACAAUAAGGAUACAAUUAUCAUUAUAAACUGAUUCUUUCUUUUCUUAAGAAUAAUGGUUACUUUUCCUGUUUCCACAGUCUUCUUUUUACUAAUGUAUUCAUGACUUUCUAGUGGAUGUUGAGAAUAUGCCAGCAGCACCUGUUACUACCUGCAUAUUUUUUAGUGGGCAGAAGUGUCAUUUGAAGUGAUCUAUUAUUAUUUUUAUUAUUAUUUUUUUUUUUGACUGUAUGAAUAAAGGUCUGGUAAGAUCA